Rotaria sordida is the source of this 1899-nucleotide messenger RNA. The record is from the annotation of a GenBank genome assembly. NCBI's taxonomy places the organism in Eukaryota, Metazoa, Rotifera, Eurotatoria, Philodinida, Philodinidae.
AUGGUAAGAGUUAUCACCAUCUCUUAUUUCUCUCAUAAAGUUAUUAAAAAACGACAAGAGUAUGCAUAUGAAAAGAUUUGUCCAAUGGCUUUGCACAAAUUUUCCAAACCAAAAUCAUUUCAUAUCGAUUAUUGUGGUUGUACAGCAGCAACAUUACUUUUAAAUGAAUCAUCAAUACGAGAUGCAAUUAAUUUCAUUCGACAAGUUAAAUCAAAAAGUGAAUUUGUUAAAACAACAAUAUCAGUAUGUCGAGAUGGUAUUAAAAUUAUCUAUGAAAAUGAACAUAAAUAUUCUACACAUGUACCAUCUUCUAUGAUUGCUGGUUCAGUUAUUGGAAAAUCUCCUUUCAAUGAUACUCUUGGUGUUGUUUAUAUAUCACCACUUACUGGUCGUCAUUAUCCAGCGUUUGUUCAUGUAUACCGGUGUGAUUCAACACGUACUGCUCAAAAAUUAUUACUUCGUAUUCGUGCAUAUACACUUAAUGAUAAUCAUCGUUCUAAAAUUGUACAACUCGAACAACAUUUACUUCAACAUAAUUUACUUAAUUUAGAUAAUUAUGAAAGUUCAAAAUCACAAUUACAAUCAUCAAAUACAACAACUUUAAAAUCUAAUAAAACAAGUGCAAAUAUUUCAUCUUCAUCAACAAAUUCUAGUAGUCGACAAGAUAAAAUCGAUCCAGUUAAAUCAAUUACAGAAGAAUUUCAAAAAAAACUUCAUUCACAAGAACCUCUUCUAUUUCCACCUAAAGAUUAUGAUACAGUACAUGUAUCACAUGGAAAUAUUCAACGAGCACAAGCAUGGAAAAGUACAGAGCCGACAAUUGUUGGUUAUACACCAAUCGAUCCAGAUAAUAAUCACAAACGACGGCAAGCAUUGUCAAAUUAUCAUUCAUCAAGUAAUAACUCUACUACAGAUGAAUUUAAAAAAAACGAAUUGAAUAAUGGUGUUAUUGAAAAAAAUGGAAGACCACGUUUUUCAACUCAAAGAAGUGAUACCACUAUUGAUCCGGUGGAAACUGUCAGUUUAGCAUUUGAAUUUCUUAAAGAUGAAACAGGUUCAAUAGUGACUGAUAAUGAUGGUAAUAUUGAACAUAUUGAAAAUGAACAACAAGAUAAACAACCAGUUUUUCGUUUUCGACCACCACAAAUUACUGCUAUUACUAAAAAACUUUUUACUCGUAAUAAUAAUAAUAAUUAUGAAUUACAAAAUAGUUUACCACAACCAAAUUCAUCAUUGAAAAAUGAAUUAAAUGCUUAUUAUCAUCAUACUCAUUAUCAACAUCAACAUCAACAAAUACCACAUGAAUAUCGAACUCGUUCUGAAACAAAUUUAUUAUAUGAUCCACAGCUUAGAAUGCAUCUUAGUCCUCGUUAUGAAAGUCGUCUUGUCAAUGGAAGUGGUGCACCUAUUUCAACAAAUCCACUUUGGACAGCUACAUCACCAGUAAUGAUCGGUUCACAACCAAAUUUAUUGUCAUAUGAAACUCCAAUCGUUCAAGCAUCUUAUAAUCAUAAUCAUAAUAAUCAUCAUCAUCGUCAUCAAUUAAGUCCACCAAUUCAACGACGAACUACUUCAGCACCUUUACAACAUCCACUUUAUGCAAGUUACCCAAAUAAUAAACUAUCUGUAAAGACACAACUACAACAAAAUCAACAAAAACGACCAGGACCAGGACCAGCACCACCACCACCUCCACCACCAUCGAACUCUCAUAGAAAACAACCGACAAAAUUGCAAUAUCUCGAUACAAAUGAAUUUAUUCUACGUGCAUCCGAUGGACAAUUGUUAAAUAAUUCUCAAUAUUCUAAUCGACCUGUAGCAGGUAUAUCACGAGAUUAUAGACCUCAUUCGAUCAAUGUAAAUGGCCAUGGUAGUACUAUGCUCGAUGUAUACUAUUGA